Callorhinchus milii (elephant shark) is the source of this 1772-nucleotide messenger RNA. RefSeq names its product aminolevulinate dehydratase (gene alad). Gene Ontology annotation, molecular function: porphobilinogen synthase activity; zinc ion binding. Gene Ontology annotation, biological process: heme biosynthetic process. Bases 143 to 1138 code for a protein of 331 amino acids. The record is from RefSeq and is a predicted model, not a curated record. NCBI's taxonomy places the organism in Eukaryota, Metazoa, Chordata, Chondrichthyes, Chimaeriformes, Callorhinchidae. Gene Ontology annotation, cellular component: cytosol. The transcript has 12 exons.
CAGGAGCAGAAGCAGGAGCAGAAGCAGGAGCAGAAGCAGGAGCAGAAGCAGGAGCAGAAGCAGGAGCAGAAGCAGGAGCAGAAACAGGAGCAGAAACAGGAGCAGAAACAGGAGCAGCAGUUAAGAGGUUAGUGGGGUGAAGAUGAUGCAGUCGGAAUCUCUAUUGCACAGCGGUUACUCACACCCCCUGCUCCGUGCCUGGCAGACCUGUGGUGCCACCUUUAACGCUAACAACCUCAUCUACCCCAUCUUUGUCACUGACAAUGCUGAUGCAGUGGAGCCCAUCAUCAGUCUCCCAGGACAGGCCAGAUAUGGCGUGAAUAAACUGGAAGGGAUGCUGCGCCCCCUGGUGGACGAUGGCCUGACCUGCGUGCUGAUCUUCGGUGUUCCCGCCAAACUGAUCAAGGACGAGAGAGGAUCCGCGGCUGAUUCCGAGGACACACCAACCAUACUAGCCAUUAAAACGCUACGGAAUAAGUUCCCAGGUUUAGUGAUCGCUUGCGAUGUCUGCCUCUGCCCUUACACCUCACAUGGACACUGUGGAAUCCUCCGCGAGGAUGGGACUCUGAACAAUGAAGCCAGUUGCCAGCGGCUGUCGGAGGUGACUCUGGCCUACGCCAAGGCAGGUUGCCAUAUUGUAGCUCCUUCAGAUAUGAUGGAUGGAAGAGUCGGGGCCAUGAAACAAGCUCUCAUCUCGAAUGAUAUGGGCAACAAGGUUUCAUUAAUGAGCUACAGUGCGAAAUUUGCCUCCUGUUAUUAUGGGCCUUUUCGUGAAGCAGCACAGUCCAAGCCAGCGUUUGGAGACCGUCGCUGUUACCAGCUGCCCCCGGGGGCUCGAGGCCUGGCCAUCCGAGCAGUGGACCGGGAUGUACGUGAGGGUGCAGACAUGCUAAUGGUGAAACCUGGAAUGCCCUACCUAGACAUCGUCCGGGAUGUGAAGGCCAAAUACCCCACGCACCCAUUGGCCAUCUAUCACGUCUCGGGGGAGUUUGCAAUGCUGUGGCACGGGGCCAAAGCUGGAGCCUUCGACCUCAGGACAGCUGUGAUGGAGGCUCUGACCGGCUUCAGGAGGGCAGGCGCUGAUAUCAUCAUCACCUACUACGUGCCACAGCUGCUGAAAUGGCUGAAGGAAGUGUGAUGUUGCUUUCUUCUCUGGGGCAGACCACGGAGGUUCCCGGUGAAUAUUACACCACAUUGCAUCCUCUCACUCCCCCGGAACAUAUCCAGCAGCGGCUCAAAUAUAAUCCAAAUACCUUUUCAGCAUCUCGAUUCUUUUUAAAACCUAAGUUUUUUUUUUAGUUUAGAGGGAAAGUGUUUUCACAGAAGUAUUUGAGAUCUGGGGUGGCAGGGUGUGUAUUGUAUGUAUGUGUGUGUGUGCAUAUAUGUACACACACACACACAUAAAUAUACACACAUGUAUGUGUUCGUGUGGAAAUAUAAGUGUAUGUGUGUGAGUGUGUUUGUUUAGGAUUGUGAGAAACUAGGGAAAGGAGACAAAAAGCUCAUGGACAAUUGUUCAGUGAAGCAAUGUAUCUGUGAAAGUGUCUAUUUAUAAUCACUGCAAAUACUGACAGCAGCGGGUAUAUCAAAACUGACCAAAGUGAACUACUUGUGACUAGAUGUAGAGUGUAGUGACUGGCUGCAGACUUCACUAGACAACACACAGUGUGUGUCAGGCACAGUCAUUGCUGCUUGUUCCACUUGAAAUGUUCGCAGUCUCAAAUGAAAGGAAACUGUGAUUUUUAAUACAAUAAAGACAAAUUGUGACCUGA